AUGAGGAAGAUUAGGAAGCGCCAGCGUGAGGAGCAGGAUGCAACAAACAAGCGUUUACAUGAGAUGCAGCAGCAGGUUCAGGACAACACGUACGACAUCGAGUCCCAUGCGCGUAUCAAUGCGCACUUGCUACAGAAGAAGCUACAGGAAGACGCCAGAAACGCAUCCUUGUCCUUGACAAUCGAGGGCUUCCCCAAAGAUGCCAGCGAGCAGGACAGGACAGCAUUUGCCAACUGGGUGUUACAGCAGGCCAACUCGAAGGAUCGUGAUGCACACACAAGACGAUUCCUUAAAGCCGCCAUGGAAGCCAUCAACGAAAGCCAGACCAAUGACAACUUUGAGUUCUACCCCUCAUGGAACGAAAACGCCGUUCGCACGAAAUACAGCCACGGUUACCUUAUAUGGCUACACUUUUCCUAUGCCACAGCCUCUUGUGACAUCUUUGCCGAUGAGCAGGUGUUUGAUGAUGUCCAGGCCCAUUUUGAGAGCAAAUUGGAGGCCAUUUCCAUCAAUGCUGGGCGUGGUAAAGGCAAGGGCAAGUCGAAAGACAAAGGAGGAGAGGAAAGAAAGGGAACCAGUAAAGGCGUGUAUGCGGCCAUGGACUACGCGUUCGACCCAAAGAUCCCCUUUUGGUGCAAGUUUGUAUGUGUACACGACUGGCGUAACAACGUCCAAGUGCAGCAAGCCUUGAAAGAUGAAGACAAGGCACAGGCGAGGAUGGACACGUUUGAAGGGUAA
Symbiodinium pilosum is the source of this 738-nucleotide messenger RNA. Lineage: Eukaryota; Dinophyceae; Suessiales; Symbiodiniaceae. The record is from the annotation of a GenBank genome assembly.